AUGACGACCGCAUACUCCAAUGACAACGCUUCCUCGUAUCACCUCUCCCACCCAGCUACCUGCUCUUGCGGUUGUGAUUUCCAUUCGUUGGUCGAUCCCUCCGCCGAAGCUGCCGAAGCACACCGCCGACUUCAUGACCUCGAAGCCCAGGUGAAGAUCUUGAAUACCAAAGCCGCCUCUGCGGUUGACAAGCUCGCUGACUACGAAGACGAACUUCAAUAUCUCCGAGAGGCGAAUGCGAGGCAUGAACAGCAGCAACAACAACAACAAGCGCAACCAGCCGGCGUGGGUGGUCUGGCACUGGAAGGGCCAGGUCCGGCUGUUACACCUCCUCUACCAGGACAACCGCAGCCUCCCCCACAGCCACAAUCGAGAUUAGCAAGCUUGAGUGCCUUGUUGCCCGGGCGGAGAAAGGAAGUUCAUCCUUCGAAUCUACCCAUCACUCCUCACACCGGAGUGUUUCCCUCCAACGAAAGUGCCUAUGGCAGCACUACACUCUCACCCCCGAAGACUCCUUUCUCACGCGUCCUCGCCCCGCAUCUUGUGCCAUCCCACUCUGACUCCCAGGUCGCAACCUUGUCGUCAUUGCAGUCCUCCUUGGAAGAGGAACGGAAUCUGCGGCUACGCGCUGAAUCCAGCCUCUCACAGACACAGACAGAACUAGAAGAUCUUACAGCGCAGUUGUUUGGUCAGGCCAAUGAGAUGGUCGCAACUGAACGAAAAGCCAGGGCCAAACUGGAGGAGAGAGUCAAAGUGCUUGAGCAAAGGGACAGCGAGAAGAGAAAACGGUUGGAUAGACUUGAAAAAGCGGUCUCCAGAAUCGAGAGAGUCAAGCAAAUGGUUGGGCCAUGA
Molecule: messenger RNA, 852 nt
Organism: Exophiala bonariae
Lineage: Eukaryota; Fungi; Ascomycota; Eurotiomycetes; Chaetothyriales; Herpotrichiellaceae
Exons: 1
Coding region: 1-852 (283 amino acids)
Biological process (GO): exocytosis
Cellular component (GO): cell tip; Golgi to plasma membrane transport vesicle
Molecular function (GO): guanyl-nucleotide exchange factor activity
Source: RefSeq, a predicted model, not a curated record